CCCAGGUCCCCAGCCCCGGGACGCAGCCCCAGCCCGGCAGGCAGCCCCAGCCCCUGCCGAUGCCGUCCCGGGGACGCAGACGCCCAAGCCCCUCCGGCCAGAGCAGGGACCCGGCCUGCCCAGCCAGCUCUGACAGCCCCAUGGCCCUGGCUGGCCACUGAGCCCCACCAUGGGCAGCCUGUACUCAGAGUACCUAAGCCCCAGCAAGGUCCUGGAACACUAUAAUUACACCAAGGAGACGCUGGACACUCAGGAGACAACCUCCCGCUGGGUGGCGUUGGCCAUCAUCGUCCUCAUCUGCUUCACCAUCGUGGUGGAGAACCUGAUGGUGCUCAUUGCUGUCGCUCGCAACAGCAAGUUCCACUCGGCCAUGUACCUGUUCCUGGGCAACCUAGCCGCCUCGGACCUGCUGACAGGUGUGGCCUUUGUAGCCAAUACCUUGCUCUCAGGCCCCGUCACGCUGGGGCUGACCCCUUUGGAGUGGUUUGCCCGAGAGGGCUCCGCCUUCAUCACGCUUUCCGCCUCCGUCUUCAGCCUCCUGGCCAUCGCCAUCGAGCGGCACGUGGCCAUCGCCAAGGUCAAGCUCUACGGCAGCGACAAGAGCUGCCGCAUGCUGCUGCUCAUCGUGGCCUCGUGGCUCAUCUCGCUUGUUCUCGGAGGCUUGCCCAUCCUGGGCUGGAACUGCCUGGGCCAUCUCGAGGCCUGUUCCACCGUGCUGCCGCUUUAUACCAAGCACUAUGUGCUCUGCGUGGUGACCAUCUUCUCCGUCAUCUUACUGGCCAUCGUCGCUCUGUACGUCCGCAUCUACUGCGUGGUCCGUUCCAGCCACGUCGACGUGACCGGCCCACAGACGCUGGCCCUGCUCAAGACGGUCACCAUCGUGCUGGGUGUCUUCAUCGUCUGCUGGCUGCCUGCCUUUAGCAUCCUGCUCCUGGACUAUGCCUGUCCCGUCCGGUCCUGCCCCGUCCUCUACAAGGCCCACUACUUCUUUGCCUUUGCCACCCUGAACUCGCUGCUCAACCCCGUCAUCUACACGUGGCGCAGCCGGGACCUGCGGCGGGAGGUACUGCGGCCGCUGCAGUGCUGCCGGCGGGCGGCGGGCGUUCAAGGGCGGCGGGGCGGGACCCCGGGCCAUCGCCUCCUGCCUCUCCGCAGCUCCAGCUCGCUAGAGAGGGGCACACACAUGCCCACGUCGCCCACGUUUCUGGAGGGCAACACGAUGGUCUGAGGGGCAAAGUGGGCCACGAGGCCAUGGCAGAGGGCUCCGUGGAGAGACACCGGGUGACCUUGGACAGAGACGUGGAGUUGCCAGGCAAGAUGCCCCCGCUCCACAGACCUGGGUGGUAUUGAAAAUACUUCACGCCAGGGCUGGCCGGCUGAGACACCAGCCAGUCGGAUGGCAGAGCUGCAGGGUCAGAGGCUAGUGCAGUAACUGGUGUGGCCUCUUCAGAACUGGAUCGUGGGGAGGACUGGGGGACCUGGAAGGGGCCUGGGUGAGAGCAGGCAAGCACUCAGGGGGAGCUCAGGGCAGGAGCCACUUAUAACCCCUUACAAGGGAUUUCAACAUUUCACGACCAUCUGACCCUCUGCCCUGUACAGGGCUCCCCUCUCCGAACCUAGCCCCCUUGUCACCUCCUGGCAACCUUAGGCCACUUCCCCCAGAAUCAUUGCCCCCAGGGGCCGGAGGCCUCCUCCUUGACCAUCCUGGGUGGCCCCGGCUGACAGUUGCAAAGCCCAAAUCCACAGCUUCCCCAAAUGUCACCAGCUGCCACUUUGGCCUCUUCUUCUUUUUUCCUCUCUCUCUCCAUGACAUGCUGGGAAACCAUGGGGUGGAGAGGGGGUGCUGGAUGCCGUUCUCAGACCUCAUCGGCCAAUUGCACUAUUUGGGGCACAGAGGAAUCACCAAGGGCUGGAAAAACUGGUCUGGGGGAGCUGAGGAGGGCUUUGGGCUUCCUGGUGGGAAAGGGUGGAACUUGAGAAAGUUCUAGGGGAACUGUUUGCACAGGAUGCCCCCCCCCCAAAAAAAAAAAAAAAAAAAAAAACAACAACCACCCAGAGCUACUCCCACCUCCAGCCCAGCGGAGGUACUGGAUCUCCUGGGGCGGGGCAAC
Messenger RNA from Neofelis nebulosa (Clouded leopard), 2111 nucleotides. It is a transcript of the gene S1PR2, whose product is annotated as sphingosine-1-phosphate receptor 2. Gene Ontology annotation, cellular component: membrane. The transcript is spliced from 2 exons. The record is from RefSeq and is a predicted model, not a curated record. Gene Ontology annotation, biological process: sphingosine-1-phosphate receptor signaling pathway. Gene Ontology annotation, molecular function: sphingosine-1-phosphate receptor activity. Lineage: Eukaryota; Metazoa; Chordata; Mammalia; Carnivora; Felidae. Bases 170 to 1228 code for a protein of 352 amino acids.